Molecule: messenger RNA, 2697 nt
Organism: Cryptosporidium ubiquitum
Lineage: Eukaryota; Apicomplexa; Conoidasida; Eucoccidiorida; Cryptosporidiidae
Exons: 3
Coding region: 1-2697 (898 amino acids)
Biological process (GO): mitotic chromosome condensation
Cellular component (GO): condensin complex
Molecular function (GO): chromatin binding
Source: RefSeq, a predicted model, not a curated record
AUGGGAAGGUUGUCACUACACCCAAGAAAAUUUGAAUCCGAGUACUCGGCAGAAAUAAAUAACUUCAGGGAGGAAAAUGCUUCAAGCCUAAAUAAUAAUUGUCGAUCAGGAAGGAAAAUCCAAAAAUCAAUCUUACCAAACAAAAGAAGGUCUAUUUCCAUUGGCCAAGGUAAGAAUGAUGAAUUUGGUGCCACCAAACUUUCGAGAACUUCCAUAAAUUUAAAGGGACAGAUAGAACAGAACAAAUUACUUUAUUCAAAAAGUUCCUCUAAUCAACUACCGAACGAGGACCUUGACCAACUAUGCAACCAAUGUUUAAACUUACUUAGACAAAAUAAAAUAUCUUCCAAGAAUGCAUUUGAUAUUCUUCUUAUAGAUCAUUUGAACGAUAUUGUGAAUGUGCAGGACCCUCAAGACCAUCCUCAAAGCUUUGAAUGUAGAGAUAAGUCUAUUACGAUUAAAAGAGGAAAUAAAGAAAAUUCUGAAAGUAAUUAUAGUGUAAAUGAAAAAAAGAAUUCAGAUAAAAUUAAGAUUGAUAGAGUAGAAACCCUUAAUGAGUUAGGUCCACAAGCCUCACAGGAUUCAAACUUCCAGAAAUUUCAAAGAGCUGCAGUGACUUUGGAAGCCUCAGCCAGAAUAUAUGGAUACAGAGUGGACUCAACAUUUGAUAAUGCCUACAGAAUUUUGUCAAACAUUAAGAGCGGCCAAAUAUUAGCUAGAAAUGACUCAGACUGUGAGGAGGAUCAAAAAGAAGAUGAUUCUGGAGAUAUUUUGGCGGAAGGAGAAUUGAAUAGAAAGAAAAAAAACAAGAAGAACUUAAUUUUCUCUGGAGAAAACAAUACAGUAGUCAGCAAUCCGGAGCUUAUAACCUUAAAAGAGUUCGAAAAAACUAAAGAAAUUAGUGAGAAGCCUUUUUUUGUUAAUUUUUUAAAUGAUAAAAUUAAGCUGGACAACAUUGGAUUUGGAGUGGAUUGUGGCAAUAUUGGUUCUAUUUCAUCAAUGCUCAUGAAUAACUUAGAGCUAAGAGAUUCUGUAUCUAAUAAAGACAAUUCAGUUUCAUUUUCAUUCAAUAUAUCAGGGAAGAACAGUUUUACUAAUAGGAAUAAUUCAUCAAACUCAAAACUACAUUUAGAUCAAUUAUUGAAGGUAAAUAAAAAAACACUAGAUUUAUUUCUACCAAACCCAGAUGAAAGCUUUAGCCAAGAUUGUCACAAUAUUGUUUGCCCAGAUUUAACCAAGAUUCUUGACUCAAUACAAGAUAUAAUAGAGACUCAUAAUGAUAUUAAACAAGUUAAAGAUUCAGUUUCCCUAGAAGAACAACUAUUAGUUAGUGAAUUUGAGGACAAUUUUUUGGAUUUUUCUAAACUUUCAAUCGAGAAUAAGGUCUCAGAGCUUGAGGAUAAGCUUUUAGAACAAGACCAAAGUGUGUGUGAGAAUGAAAAUGAUGAUCCGAGUUUUUUAAGUAUGAAUAAUUCUCUGGGGGAGGUUAAUACAAAUAUAGAUGUAGAAUUACAAAGUUUUCAAAUACAUGUAGAAAGAGUUAUUGAAGAUUUGAAGAGAAACGAAUUUUUUGACGAAAUUUUGGAUGAAGACUUGAAUUUAAACCAAGAGACUGAACAAACAAAGAAAUCUGAAGAAUUCAAAUUUAACAAGAUAGGAGAUGUACUUGACUUUUUGGCUAACAAAUCCUCUAGAAGUGGAGAACUUUUUAAUGGAAGUAGAAGGAGGGAAAGAAAUAAUUAUGGACAUGGGCAAAAGCUUAAUUCAAAAUCAGAAGAGGUCAUUUUUGAAAUUCCAUCUACAUUAUUAACAAACAGUGUGUUUAAUGGAAUUGAGUGGGUUAAUAGUUUACCAAAAACUGUACAGACUCCAGCAAACUCAAGUAAAACAAAAGUUAAAAGCUUAUUAAGUAACAAAACCUUUGUGGGAGAAAGCAAUACUAGUUCUAUAUUUAAUUAUGAUUUGGGCCAUCUAUUUUGCCUGGCUAAUCUUACUGGAGUCAAGAUUAAUUUAAGAUCUAUACAUAAUAAUGUAAAAUCAGAAGAUCUCAACCAAGAUUUUACUACAAAAGAACUAUUAAUAAAAGCAAAUCACUCACAACUAACCGAUAAAAAUGUCUUGAUUGAUUCCAUGCCUAUACAAACGGAUCUUAUGGCAAGCCAUUGUGAAAUUGAAGAUCUUAUGCAAGCUAAAGAUUAUUUGCAACCAUCAAGCCAGAAGGAUUUCUAUACGGAUAGUAACAAAGAUAUUUUCAUUCAGACUAAAUUAAUCUUACCAUUUGAUGGAAAUGAUAUUUCUGAGACAGAUAUUCUUCUUGAAAAAAGUUCAAAAUCACUCCAUGUCAAAGAAGAAUACAGUAACUCGUUAAAAUUCUCAAAGUCAUCAAAUAAUGUUGAUAUAGAUUUGGUUAAGAGAGUUUUGAAAGACUCAAUUCAGCUUUUACUUUCCAAAAAUUCCAACCAUUUGACAUUAUUUAAUAUUAUAAACCAAUCAAGAAAACUGUUACAACAAGAAGGCAUAAACUCUGUCUCUACUGGGAUAUUUUUCAUUUGUAUUUUACAUAUCUGUAAUGAAAAUAAUUAUUCUCUAAGCUUCUCGGAGCCAAACAUUAAUUCUGACACACCCAUUGAAUUGAAUUCUGAAAACUAUAACCACAUAAUGCUUAAUUUGGAUUCAUCUGUAGAUCUUCAGAAAUAA